Kalmanozyma brasiliensis GHG001 is the source of this 1641-nucleotide messenger RNA. RefSeq names its product Actin-related protein. The transcript has a single exon. The record is from RefSeq and is a predicted model, not a curated record. NCBI's taxonomy places the organism in Eukaryota, Fungi, Basidiomycota, Ustilaginomycetes, Ustilaginales. The coding region runs from base 1 to 1641 and encodes 546 amino acids.
AUGACGGCUCGCGAAGCAAGGACGGUCAUCGUCAUCACCGGAUCUCACACCAUCACCGCCGGCUACGGCAUCCACGAGAUCCUCAAGCGUCCAUCCAUCUCCCUCACAGCACGUGUCGGUCUUGCAAGAUCCGCAGCAUCGAGCUCGUCCGCAUCAUCGCCUCCUGACUACACGCAAUACCUUGUCGGAUCCGCCCUCGAUGAAGCAGAACGAAGAGGCGAUGAUGUGGCCAUCUUUUGGCCCAUGCGUAAAGGAUACGUUCGCGACUGGCAGCAGAUGAUCGCGCUCUGGAAUUACGUCCUCUUCCACCUCUUGCCCAUACGUCGAUCGCACAACGACUCAAACGUCCUCAUUAGCUUGCCGCUGCCCGUCUCUCGAGUCACACACGCCUACCUCACGCAGAUCUUCUUCGAACACUUCAACUCGGCUGCCAUUACGAUUGCCGAAAAGCCGCUGCUCUCUUGCUAUGGUGUCGGCACCAUGAACGCCUGCGUGGUGGACCUCGGGUAUGAGAGCUGCGACGUCUCGCCCGUCAUCGAAUGCUUGGUGCAGUCCAACGCCAACGUCAAGACGGAUGUGGGUACGCGCCAUUGCAUUCUCUACCUCGCCCAUCUGCUGCGUCGCGACCAGAGUCUGGUCAAGGCCAUCCAGACCUUGCUUCGAUAUACCCGCAAGGCUUCCGCCAGCUCAUCCCGCCAAAAUGAAGACGCAGCUCUCAAGAAGGCCAUGUUCUCGCUCGCAAAGCAGCUGUUGGAAGAGGGCCUGGUAUUGGACGAAGAGGCGUUCAAGAAGGGCGCGGGAGGAAUGGUCUCGGCCGCCGACGGCGAGGACGACGAGGGCAACUUUGACAUUGCAGCUGCUCUGGUGGAAGGCACCAAGAAGCACGACGAAGACGAAGAGGAGAGGAGAAAGGCGAUGGAAGCGAACCAAGAUGGCGAGAUCGACGAGUCGAUCCUUGCUUCGAUCACGGGUGAGGAUGGCCAGGCUGGCGGAUCGACAGAUGACAAGGCGGUGCUGGUUCACUGGCGAGGUCUCAAGCUCAAAGUCGGCCCAGAAAGAUUCCGAUUCCUCGAGCCGCUGUUCCGCCCGGAACUGCUCAAGGACGUCGCAGGUGCCGCGGAUGAUCACAUCGGGGACGAGCCCUUCGGAGCAGGACCCAUUGUUGCGGAAGCCAACGGCACUCAGAGCCACGACAGCUACCCAACCGCCACUGCAUCCCCUGACUGGAGCCAGGCCAUCUCCCUACCGCUCGGCAUCGCCAACGCCAUCUCGCGCAUCGAAGACGCCGAUCGUCGACCUCAGCUCUGGGAGAACCUCAUCUUCACCGGCCAACCUGCCAAGAUCAAGACGAUCCAGCUCGAAGCUAUUUCGGCCCUUUCCGAGUACGUUGCGACCGAGCAGACCGAGGCAGCUCAGGUGCUGGCCGAGCCCAACCCGCUGCAGGCUCGCAACGUCCGAGCGUUGCGCGUGCCGGACUACUUUUCCGAGUUCAAGGAGCGCAAUGACCUCGCUCCCUUCCUUGGUGGCACGAUCUACGCCAAGCUCGUCUUUGGCGAUCCGCAGGCAAAGGCAUUCAUCACUAAGCAGAACUACAACGAGGCGGGACCGAACCAGACUUUCUCGGUCAAGCUCACUGCCUAG